CCAGUAACCUUCCUCCACACACGGACGGGAUCUCUCCGGCGCACAUCGCCGCCGCCACAUUCCUCCGCUCAGGAAAGAAACCCGCACACUUUCUGGAUACUUUUUUCCUUUGGAUUUUAAUGCCUGAGUUAAUAAUUCAUCUAGCACUACUCUCGGGUAGUUUGCAUAUCUUUUCCUUUGGCGACGAGCGGCUGCGGUGCGGGGCGCAACAUAUCCGCAAGCGGUGUUUAGGUGCCCUCUCCCAGCCCCUCUCUGGAUGCAUCAGACUCCUCUGCCCCGGGGCCCUGGACCCGGUGUGUGAGCCCGCCACCCUCGCCCCAUUCCCCCUCUCUUCCCUCUCCCUCCGCGCCAAACUCCUUCCCGCCUGUGCACCUCGACGCUCCUGUUCUGGGCCCCCUGCCUCUCGACCAGCGGGCAGAGGCAGGGGGCCAUGGCGCCAUGGUAACCUUCAGCGGACGCAACCCCCUCGCCAUGAGCAGCGUGCCCCCUCCGGAGGGCAGGGUUCAGGGGUCAGCCUUUACCCCGCAUCACUUCAAGCCCUUCAGCUCGCACGCACACUACCAGCAGGUGAUGCGUGCGUUGCGUAAACUACAGGAGAGUGGGUUCUACUGGGGGGCCGUGGGGGGCCGGGAGGCCAGCUCCAUGCUGCGCUCCGAACCGCCUGGCACCUUCCUGAUCCGCGACUCCUCGGACCACCACCACUUCUUCACCCUCUCUGUCCAGACGGCUCGAGGGACCAAGAACCUGCGCAUCCACAGCGAGGGAGGCGGCUUCUUCUUGCAGCCAGACCCCCAAAACACCCAAGAGCUCCCGCAGUUUGAUUGUGUUCUGAAACUCAUUGCUCACUACAUGGGCAAAGGGCCAGAUGCUGGAAGGAGCAGAGACGGGGCAUGCGGGGGCAAUUCAGGACAGGUGGAAAUGAAGGGACGCAGCGUGUAUCUGAUCCACACCGGUGGAGAGAGGAUUCCCUUGGAACUGCGCCGGCCCCUCUCCACUUCCCUGUCGUCCCUGCAGCACAUGUGCAGGAGGACGCUGAACAACCGAGGUCUGGGGGGGUCGGAGCGAGCCGAGCAGCUACCGCACACACUUAGAGACUUCUUGGAGGAGUACGACGCUCCUAUAUGACUGACAGGACCUGCAGAGGUUCCACUACAUGGACCAGGUGCCUGGAGGACGGCACAGACCAGUUCUCAGCGCAUAGGUGAAUACGUGCAUCACCAGAUACUGACCAGAGUUAGCCUUAGAUGCCUGUGUGAAGUCAGUUUUUCAUCGAGACCAGAAUCUGCUGAUCCCGGCUCUGUUUCACCAUCUGAGAGUCUCCCACAGACCGGGGUCUGGGAUGAGGAGUGGGAUUUAGGCAACCAGCGCUUACCUCGUCCGCCCUGCCUCGCAAAAACUGACCACUAGAGUGAGUGGCAGAUGAAGCCAGAGGUCAAAGGUCAGUGUUUCCUAUGACUGACUCAGACGCAGAGCAGAGCCUCGUAGAAGAUUAACCUGAUCGGUAGAUAUUAAUGACGACGACACGAUCAACACGCCGCCAGUGAUCCCUGUGGGUUUAAUGUGCCGAAGAAGUCCCCCCCCCCCCCCCCACUGGACAGAAAGAAAGAAGGCAAACAACAGAAAGACUUCGAGGGGGUGAAUGAAGGAGGAGUUUCAAAGAAAAGGCAAAGUCCAAACGAGGGGCUCGUUGCAGAGAACGUACAGUAUUUGUUUGUCUGAGCGUGUGUGUGUGUGUGUGUGUGUGUGUUUGUGUGUUGUGGUGGCGCACACAUUUCCAUCGCUGCUUCCCGCAAAUGUUGCCUCAUGCAGGGGUGUGGGGUGGUCAUGCACUAACUCUGCAGGCACACACACACACACACACACACAUGCAGGUACAGACUCACAUGUAGGUUUUGUUAGCGUAGGAACAAGAAAAAAAAAAUCAUUACAAAGCAUCUUCUCCUUCUCCUGUUUGUUUCUUGGUUCUCCUCCUUUACCCAAUCCCUGCCCCC
Molecule: messenger RNA, 1991 nt
Organism: Chelmon rostratus (copperband butterflyfish)
Lineage: Eukaryota; Metazoa; Chordata; Actinopteri; Chaetodontiformes; Chaetodontidae
Gene: socs3b
Product: suppressor of cytokine signaling 3b
Exons: 3
Coding region: 439-1125 (228 amino acids)
Biological process (GO): intracellular signal transduction; phosphatidylinositol phosphate biosynthetic process
Cellular component (GO): phosphatidylinositol 3-kinase complex
Molecular function (GO): 1-phosphatidylinositol-3-kinase regulator activity
Source: RefSeq, a predicted model, not a curated record